GGCUGCGGAAGUUUGACGGCGCCAGAUGAGUGGAGGUUGCAGUGGCGCCCGAGACCCGGCAGAUAUCUACCCCCGACCCCCAGUAUCCGCGGCGUAGUCGGAGCCCAGGCAAACCUGGGUGUGAGAUCCUGGACAGGAGAAGGAACCUUUCUGACACACAAGCAUGGAUCUGGAAACCAAAGUGAAGAAGAUGGGCUUAGGUCAUGAGCAAGGAUUUGGAGCUCCUUGUUUAAAAUGCAAAGAAAAAUGUGAAGGAUUUGAACUGCACUUCUGGAGAAAAAUAUGUCGUAACUGCAAGUGCGGCCAAGAAGAGCAUGAUGUCCUAUUGAGCAAUGAAGAGGAUCGAAAAGUAGGGAAACUUUUUGAAGACACCAAGUAUACCACCCUGAUUGCAAAGCUAAAAUCAGAUGGAAUUCCCAUGUAUAAACGCAAUGUUAUGAUAUUGACCAAUCCAGUUGCUGCCAAGAAGAAUGUCUCCAUCAAUACAGUUACCUAUGAAUGGGCUCCUCCUGUCCAGAAUCAGGCAUUGGCCAGGCAGUACAUGCAGAUGCUGCCCAAGGAGAAACAGCCAGUGGCAGGCUCAGAGGGGGCGCAGUACCGGAAGAAGCAGCUGGCCAAGCAGCUCCCUGCCCAUGACCAGGACCCUUCAAAGUGCCACGAGUUGUCUCCCAAAGAAGUAAAGGAGAUGGAGCAGUUUGUGAAGAAAUACAAGAGUGAGGCUCUGGGAGUAGGAGAUGUCAAACUUCCCCGUGAGAUGGAUGCUCAAGGCUCCAACAGAAUGUACAUCCCUAGUGGAGACAGAAGCACCACAGCACCAGUGGGGACCAUGGAGGACAAAUCGGCUGAACACAAAAGAAUUCAGUAUUCCUGCUACUGCUGCAAACUGAGUAUGAAGGAAGGUGACCCAGCCAUCUAUGCUGAAAGGGCUGGCUAUGAUAAACUGUGGCACCCAGCUUGUUUCGUCUGCAGUACCUGCCUUGAACUCCUGGUCGACAUGAUUUAUUUCUGGAAGAAUGGGAAGCUAUACUGUGGCAGACAUUACUGUGACAGUGAGAAACCCCGAUGUGCUGGCUGUGAUGAGCUGAUAUUCAACAAUGAGUAUACUCAGGCAGAAAACCAAAAUUGGCAUCUAAAACACUUCUGCUGCUUUGACUGUGACAACAUCCUAGCUGGGGAAAUAUAUGUGAUGGUCAAUGACAAGCCCGUGUGCAAGCCCUGUUAUGUGAAGAAUCAUGCUGUGGUAUGUCAAGGAUGCCAUAAUGCCAUUGAUCCUGAAGUACAACGAGUGACCUACAACAAUUUCAGCUGGCAUGCAUCCACAGAGUGCUUCCUGUGUUCCUGCUGCAGCAAGUGUCUCAUUGGGCAGAAGUUCAUGCCAGUAGAAGGCAUGGUUUUCUGUUCAGUGGAGUGUAAGAAAAUGAUGUGUUAAGAGGAGAGCACCAAGCAGUAUUGAGCCAUAGCUAUCCAAAGUGGUCUGCAUUUCUACUGUAAAAUGCAAUUUGGAAAAAUAAAUGGAAAAAAAGAAACUAUGAAGGAUACUAGAAGAUUUUGUUAAAUAUCUUUCUUUGCUGUAUUUCCCAUACCAUUUUUUUUCAUCUCACAAUUUAAAACCUGUUUUAAGCAUUUGAUUUUAAAAUAUAAAGAAUGUUAUCUUUCUUUACCUUUUCGGAUGUAAAAUCACUGAGUUGGAAGCUUGAGUUUAAUUAAUCUUUUUAUCCCUAUCCCCCAUGUGCCAAAAAGUAUAUAUGAAACAAAAGUUAAUAUGAUGAAUGGAGAGAUGAGCAUUUCUAGUUCUAUAUUCUUGUUUCCCUUUAGUGUAAAAUGAAGAAGAAAUGAAACUUGCCCUAAUGCCAAAGCUACAUUUAUUGCUUCAUCAUAUUCACUGAGCUUUGUAGUAAUACACAGUAAAUUCUUUUGACAGAGGAAAUAGAAAUGCAGCAUAAGAUAGAGAGAUGCAUUUGCUAUUUCCUAAUUUAGGUAGAGGUGGCUUUAUUGCAUUUCCCUUUUUAAAAAAUAAAUUUUUCCUACCUCUCAGUAUUCUCUUUGUAAGCUGGUGACCUUCAUAUGUGACCUUGAAUAUUUUAUUGUCACAUGUGGCAUCCACACUUUAUUUCUAUAGAUGAUUUUUGGCAUGGACUUAAAAAUUACUCAUUUAUAUUAUGUUUUCAAUCCAAAGAACACAUAUACUUUGUGUACCCAAGAAACUAUAAUUUGUACUGAUUGCAAUUGCCUGCUGUGAUUUGGGUAUAUUUCUUUUGCAUAGUUUUUUUUCUUUUCUAAUAGAUAUUGCCCUAUGACCCUUCUAAAGCCUGUUCAUGGGUAUAUCGAAUGUCUUCUUCACCCAUAUACUUCCAUCCUUAAGUAUUCCUAAUGUUUAUUUUUCCCUGUAUAGUUACAUACACA
Messenger RNA from Pteronotus mesoamericanus, 2403 nucleotides. RefSeq names its product testin LIM domain protein (gene TES). Gene Ontology annotation, molecular function: zinc ion binding. The record is from RefSeq and is a predicted model, not a curated record. Bases 164 to 1429 code for a protein of 421 amino acids. NCBI's taxonomy places the organism in Eukaryota, Metazoa, Chordata, Mammalia, Chiroptera, Mormoopidae. The transcript has 7 exons.